GCAAUCUCAUUGGCGUUUUUAUUUGGGUCUUUUAUUAACAAGAACAAGAGAGAGAAAGUGAGAGCGGGAGAGCGAUGGACUUGCUGCAAGGGAGGCUCUUGCCGCUGUUGACGCUUCUCGCUUCUUUUCUUUUCCUUUUAUACAUCCAGGAUUCUUCCAAGCCAUCUCAAAGUGGUUGCAGUCUUCUUCCUCACAGUCACUAUUGGAUUGCAAGCAAGCGCAUUGUGACACCACUAGGGAUUAUUUCUGGUGCAGUGGAGGUAAAGGGAGGGCAUAUCAUAUCUGUAGUUGAGGACAAGGAUUGGAAUGGAAAAUCUAAACAAGUAGUUGAUUACGGAAAUGCAGUUGUCAUGCCUGGCUUGAUUGAUGUGCAUGCACAUCUAGAUGAUCCAGGGAGAGCUGAAUGGGAGGGAUUUCCUUCAGGGACUAAAGCAGCUGCUGCAGGUGGCAUUACAACAUUGAUUGACAUGCCUCUAAAUAGCUUUCCUUCUACCAUUUCAACAGAAACUUUGAAACUCAAGAUUGAGGCUGCAGAGAAGAGUAUUUAUGUUGAUGUAGGCUUUUGGGGAGGUCUAGUUCCUGAAAAUGCAUUCAAUGCAACAGCUCUGGAAGCCCUCUUAAAUGCUGGUGUCCUUGGUCUGAAGUCUUUUAUGUGCCCAUCAGGGAUUGAUGACUUUCCCAUGACAGAUGCCACUCAUAUCAAGGCAGGGCUCUCUGUAUUGGCCAAAUACAAAAGACCUUUACUUGUACAUUCAGAGAUUCAACAAGAUGUCGAAAGCCACUUACAAGUUGAAGAUGGUGGUGAUGAUCCCCAAUCGUAUUCAACUUAUCUUAAGACAAGGCCACCUUCUUGGGAGGAGGCAGCUAUUAGAGAACUUUUGACUGUCACAAAGGACACAAUGAUCGGAGGUCCGGUGGAAGGCGCUCAUCUUCAUGUUGUUCAUUUGUCUGAUGCCAUUUCUUCCUUAGAUCUUAUAAAGGAAGCAAAAAUGAGAGGUGACAGCAUAACUGUUGAGACUUGCCCUCAUUAUUUAGCCUUUGCAGCAGAAGAGAUUCCAGAUGGAGAUACUCGUUUCAAGUGUGCUCCUCCUAUUCGUGAUGCAGCCAAUAAAGAAAAAUUAUGGAAAGCUUUAAUGGAAGGGCAUAUUGAUAUGCUAAGUUCUGAUCAUUCACCAACAGUCCCAGAGCUUAAACUUCUGAAUGAUGGUAACUUUUUGAGGGCUUGGGGUGGCAUAUCAUCUAUACAGUUUGUUCUUCCUGUGACAUGGUCAUAUGGACGAAAAUUUGGAGUAACAUUGGAACAGUUAGCUUUAUGGUGGAGUGAAAGGCCUGCGAAGCUUGCCAGACAAUAUUUAAAGGGAGCCAUUGCAAUUGGAAACCAUGCAGACAUCGUCGUCUGGGAACCUGAAGUGGAGUUUGACCUCGAUGAUGAUCAUCCUAUGUAUGUUAAAAAUCCGAGUAUCUCUGCCUAUCUAGGAAAAAGACUAUCGGGACAAGUGUUGGCGACUUUUGUAAGAGGGAACCUUGUCUACAAAGAAGGGAAUCAUGCUCCAGCUGCCUGUGGUACUCCAAUCCUGGCAACAUAGAAAAGGCAAACAUUAUUGGUUUCUCAUAAACAUCACCACAACAAGCAAUCAAUGAGAAGUGACAACAAUCGUCCUUUGUUGUAUUAUACUACUACUUGACAUCUUUCUUCCUAACAUUCAUGCCUUGGGCAUAGCCGGGCCAAUUUCUAGUAAAUCAUAAACCAAGAAAAUGGGAAAAACUUUCCGAUUAUAAAAGAAAAAAAAUAUAGUAUGGAAGAAAUACCGAUUGGAUUUAAAUAACUGAAAUUGGUAAGAAAAAGCCCAUUUAACUUAAAAUCUAAUUAGUAAUCUUCAUGCAUCUUUCCACUCCCUUUCCCUCCAAAACCCUCCAAUUCCAUUUCUCUUGCACAGCCACCGCCAAGAAAUGCCACCCUCCAAAGCGAAACCCUAAAAUGGCAUGCAUCAGUGAACUUUGGAAAUUGUAUUUCUGACUUAGAAUUCCAAAUUUUGGCAUUUUUAAACUCUACAUAUAUAAGCAAGCAAUCGUGAUGGAAUUUGAAAAUAAUUUGUAUUACAAUGGGUGUUUCUUAUUUUUAAUGUAUUUGAUGCAUGAAAAAAGGAUGAUUUCAAAUACUAUAUGAAUAUAUGAUAAUUGCAAUGUUAAAUUUAAGAAAAAAAUGGACUGGGGCUUAUCAUCAUCGGUAUUUGCUUAAGCCCAAAGCACUUAUUGAUGAUGUGUCAUACGACAGUGCCAUGGGGCCCUGAUUAUCAGAGCUUAAUCAAAUGACCAAAACCAACGAUGAUUUGAUCAGUGAUAAAAUGGCGUUUAGAAGUCAACCAAACGGGAAAUCUAGGAUCCACCGUUUAAAAGCGUUAUCAAAAGAUGUGCAAAAAAGUAAUUUGCUAAAAGGGGAAAAAAAAAAAAAAAACAAG
Durio zibethinus is the source of this 2459-nucleotide messenger RNA. It is a transcript of the gene ALN, whose product is annotated as allantoinase. Gene Ontology annotation, cellular component: cytoplasm. Gene Ontology annotation, molecular function: cobalt ion binding; allantoinase activity; zinc ion binding. NCBI's taxonomy places the organism in Eukaryota, Viridiplantae, Streptophyta, Magnoliopsida, Malvales, Malvaceae. Gene Ontology annotation, biological process: purine nucleobase catabolic process; allantoin catabolic process. The record is from RefSeq and is a predicted model, not a curated record.